UGAAAUUUUAUUAGCCCGGCAUCCCAACAUACCGACCACCUAAUUGAAGAUUCAACAACUAAAUCGCUGGCGGUCAAGUUCUCCACUGAUUGAGGCGAGAAGGACAACAUGUCUUCAUUGUUCUCUUAUUCAUAGUAUUAUUUUUAUAAUUCUAUUUUUAUUUAUUUUUAUCCCUUCAAAUGACUAGAACAGCACCACCAUGAAAUGCCCCUCGAUCAAUUCGCUCGGCCGUCUUGCCAGCAACAGGUCGUGGACAUGUUCGAAUUGCCGCACCCAAUUACUUGUAACCCACGUUAGAACAACGCAACCUUCUAUUACAAGAAAAUAUACGACCGGUCCUUCAGGAUAUUCGUCUUCGGGAUACUCGAGAAAAACACAUAGAUCAUCAAAGACAAGAGUUACCGUCUUGACCGCUGCUGGCACAGUCGCCGCCGGAGCAGGAGUCUUAGCGUUUACCGAUGACAUUAAGGCCGGGUACGAUGCUACAGAACGUUCGGGAAGAGUUGCUGCAGCAUUGGCAUUAUGUAUCAACGAUUAUCGAACUUCUUUAAACCAACGUGACCAGACAGAGGAUCCCGAUGAAAGAGACCACAUACUAAGGGGAUGUCACAAGAGGUGCGCAGAGCGGACGCUUAAAGUACUCGAGAAGAAUGGAGGCAUUUUCAUUAAAUUAGGACAACACUUGAGUGCCAUGACUUAUUUACUCCCGCGCGAAUGGACCGAUACGUUUAUACCACUACAAGAUAAAUGCCCCGUGUCUUCGUUCCAGUCGAUCGAGGAAAUGUUCCGCGCAGACACAGGCGAAGAGCUCAAAGAUUAUUUCUCCGAAUUUUCGGAACAGCCAAUAGGGGCUGCCUCUCUUGCCCAGGUUCAUCUAGCGACGAUUAAGGAAACUGGUAGAAAAGUUGCCGUCAAAGUCCAACACCCAGGGUUGGCGCAAUGGGCGCCCCUCGAUUUGGCCUUGACCAGAUUUACUUUCUCGACUUUGAAGAAGUGGUUCCCGGAGUACGAUCUAGAGUGGUUAUCUUCUGAGAUGGACGUUUCUCUACCCCAGGAACUCGACUUCCAGCUCGAAGCUGCAAAUGCGAUCCGAACACAGAAAUACUUCGCGCAACGCCCCGAAUUACCCCUUGUGGUCCCCGAAGUUAUCUGGGCGAAGAAGCGGAUCUUGGUCAUGGCGAACGAAUCGGGCCAUCGUCUUGAUGACCUGGAAUACUUGGAUUCGAAUCAUAUCGAUCGAGACGAAGUUUCUGCUACGUUAGCCCAUAUCUUCAAUGAGAUGAUUUUCGGUAAGGGUGCUCCUCUGCACUGCGAUCCUCACGGCGGCAAUCUUGCUAUUCGGAAGGUGACUCCUCGGAGAAGAGGCCGCCACAACUUCGAAAUCAUCGUAUACGAUCACGGCCUAUACCGAGAUAUUCCUGAGGACUUACGACGCUCUUACGCCAAGAUGUGGCUGGCAGUUAUUGACGGAGAUAUGCCCUCGAUGAAGCGAUAUGCACACGAAGUAGCCGGGAUCACAGACGAACAAUUCCCUCUUUUUGCCAGCGCCAUCACAGGCCGCGAUUACACCGUAGUCAAGUCGUCGAUCCUAAAAUCGCGAUCUGACGAGGAAAAGAAGACGAUGGGCGACGCGCUCCAAGAAGGCCUUCUAUCCGACCUCGUAACCUUGCUGGGACAAGUGCCCCGAAUUAUUCUACUUAUCCUCAAGACGAACGACCUAACACGCAGCCUGGACGAGAACCUACACACCCGCCAAGGCCCGAUGCGGAACUUCAUGAUCCUAGCCCGGUAUUGCGCGCGCACGGUGUUCCGGGAGCAAGUCGAGGAGAUCCAGGAGCGGCCCGGGUCCUUGCUGUGGCCGGGCAAUGCGCUGCGGUUCAUGGCGGCGUGGGUGGGGUACCUGCGCGUGGAGCUGAAGCUCGAGGCGUUCGAGCUGUGGCUCACGGUCAAGAGGAUCGUAGGCCUGAACACGACUGGCUACGAGGGCCCUGUAUCAUUAUAAGUGAAAAAUAAAAUAGAAUAAUAACUGCCGGUAUUAGGUAACUACGACAUAAUAUACCAGGUACCUGUAUUACGCGGGGGCGGUAGGGGCAGCGGCAUCAUGUUCUUACUCUCUCCCUUAGGUACCUACUACUUUUUCGAAGCGAGAGUCUUUUUCUUUUGAUUUCUCAUGACGAGACGGGAUGAGAUGAGAUGAGAUGAGUUCGCGGAUGAACGGAACACUGGUUACUGGAUACCUCUUAUAGAUGGAUGGAUAGACAGAUAGAGGGUAGAAAGGGGGGAGAAGGGAGAGAGGAGAUAUGAGCAAGCAUUAAGCGGCGUCGAAGGGUGGGUAGGUGAAUGAAUGAAUAGAUACGAAACUUUGUUAAUGAGAUGCAACGUGAGUGAUGCGGUUUAUACAUAUACCUUAGGUAUUUACCUAAUUUUACUUAUAUACCUACCUAAUGUAAAGCUUUGGCUUGUGUUAUUUACCUACCUAACUUACCUACCCCCUACUAAUACAUGCCACGAGGCUCGAUGUGCUUGGUCUAGUGAAAG
This is a messenger RNA of Daldinia caldariorum, 2538 nucleotides long. Its product is annotated as ABC1-domain-containing protein. Lineage: Eukaryota; Fungi; Ascomycota; Sordariomycetes; Xylariales; Hypoxylaceae. The record is from RefSeq and is a predicted model, not a curated record. Gene Ontology annotation, cellular component: mitochondrial inner membrane. Bases 200 to 2002 code for a protein of 600 amino acids. The transcript is spliced from 3 exons. Gene Ontology annotation, biological process: mitochondrion organization; lipid homeostasis.